Messenger RNA from Penaeus vannamei (Pacific white shrimp), 1299 nucleotides. NCBI's taxonomy places the organism in Eukaryota, Metazoa, Arthropoda, Malacostraca, Decapoda, Penaeidae. The record is from RefSeq and is a predicted model, not a curated record.
AUGUCACUUACCACAGACGAGGUGAUGGCAGUCGGGAUAGUGAUUGCCCUCAACGAAAAGAAAAGGAAGCGUUCAAAGUGGACAAAGGACUGGUUGCUGAAAAGGGACCAAAUUUCACAUACCAACUUAAUGAAAGAGCUGAAAUUAGACCCAGAUGAAUGGCGCAAUUAUAUGCGCAUGGAUGAAUCAACAUAUUUAGAACUUUUGAAUAUGGUCACUCCAUUCAUUACAUGUAAAGACACCGUAAUGAGGAAGUCCAUUAGCCCUCAUGAACGGCUGAUCGCAACACUGCGUUUCUUAGCAACAGGCCGAUCUCUGCAAGACUUGAGAUUUUCAGCUGUAAUGGGAACUAGCACCUUAUCCAAGAUUAUACCAGAAACUUGUGUUGCCAUCUACAAAGUACUCAAGAAGGAUUAUUUAAAGAAUUAUCGCUUACAUGAAAGGAACUUGACGACUGUGGUACUGGUGUUGCAAAUGAUUCAUGUGAAUGAAAAGGAGUGGAAGACUGUUGGAGAACAGUUCGAGUUUAGAUGGAAUUUUCCCCACUGUCUCGGUGCUGUUGAUGGAAAGCAUGUAUGGAUAACGCCGCCAUCAGAAUCAGGGUCUUAUUAUUGGAAUUACAAAGGAUACAACAGUCUUGUGUUAAUGGCAGUUGUAAAUGCGAACUACGAAUUCAUUAUGGCAGACAUUGGAACUAAUGGUCGCGUAUCAGAUGGAGGAGUCAUUGAUAAUACAGAAUUUGGUAAGCGACUCAAAGAUGAAAAGCUCUGCAUCCCACAUGAGUCAGUAACAGCUACUUCAAAUUGUGUUUUGCCAUAUGUAUUCGUGGGAGAUGAGGCCUUUGCAUUAAGGACAGAUUUCUUGAAACCUUAUUCUCAAAAGGACCUACAUAGUGAGACGCGAGUAUUCAACUACAGGCUGUCAAGGGCACGGAGAGUGGCAGAAAAUGCCUUCGGCAUUAUGGCUUCCAGGUUUAGAAUUUUCCACACUUGUAUAAAUCUCAAAUUGACAAGUAUUGACAAAGUUGUCAUGGCAUGUGUUGUGCUACAUAACUAUUUGCGGAAAGCAUGCCCUUCAGACUAUUCCCCAGAGGACUGCUUCCAUAGGGAGGAUAGAAUGUGCAAAAUGAUUUUGCCAGGCUUAACUGCAGAUCCUUAUGUAGCAGGUUUGCAACACGGUCAGGGAUCACGAAACUAUCCUGAAAUUGCAAAGGUAGUAAGAGAUAGAUUUAAGGAUUACUUUGUGAAUGCCGAUUAUAUGAAAGCACCCAUGAAACUGAAUAAAGUCAUCUAUGCAUAG